UCUCUUCUUUCUUCAGAUUACUCUUCUUCUACUUCCUUCCAAUCCUCUUUUCUUUCCCUUUUUGUUGUUUAAUUCUUAUUCUGCUUUCAUUCUUCCAGUUUUUUCCAACUCUUUUUUUUUUUUUUUUUACCUUAAAAAAAAAAAAACACAGUUUAUGCUUGUCUGUGAGCAUUAGCUCUGGAUUAUCACUAGCGUUGUGAUUGUGGCUAUUUUAAUUAGGAUCUUGAAUCAUGUUAUUACGAUGCUGCGUGCUGUCGGAGUCAAAAUUUCUACAUGUACAACCACUGUAGAAAUUGGUUAGCACAACCAACUAAAUGUCUAGUUUAUAAUACACUCCAAUAACUCUACCACACUCACAGAUUCAGCUUUUUUUUAUUUUUUAUUUAUUUUUUCCUACUUUGAUUAUUCAUUCAAGCUCAGCUUAGCUUACUUAGCUCUUCUCUAAGAUUUUUUUUUUUUUUUUUUUUGAAAUUAAUUUGGAUGUAAAUAGUUUUGUAGCAUAAUCAAUCAUAUCUUCAUUACUUAGUAGAGAGUUGAAAAUCGGAUUUUUCUUUCUGAUGAUGGAAUUCAGAUUUGUGAUGUGAAAAUUGGAUUUGGAUCAGGUUGUGAUCGUGUUUCCUUCAGAUUUGACCAAAUAGGGAACUAGAAGAAUGAAUUUUAGGAGCUCAGGAAAUGAGCCGGGGGCCGGCGAUAACGGCGGCGGGAGGCCGGCGGGGAAUUAUUCACUGGCACGGCAACCGUCGGUGUACUCUCUGACGUUCGACGAGUUCAUGAGUAGCAUGGGGGGUUCAGGGAAGGACUUUGGGUCGAUGAACAUGGACGAGUUGCUCAAGAACAUUUGGACCGCCGAAGAGGUUCAAACCAUGGCACCAGGGAGCGGCGUCGCCGUCGCCGGCGCCGGCGAAGAGGGUACCGUGGGUAUUAACCAUUUACAGAGGCAAGGGUCGUUGACACUGCCGCGAACUCUUAGCCAGAAGACAGUGGAUGAGGUUUGGAAGGAUAUUUCGAAGGAUUAUGGUGGCCAUGGAGGUCCUAAUUUGGCGCAGACACCGAGACAGCCAACGUUGGGAGAGAUGACGUUAGAGGAGUUCUUAUUAAGAGCCGGUGUUGUCAGAGAAGAUGCAAAUGCAAGGCCAAACGAUGGAGUCUUCGUUGAUCUGUCUCGUGCUGGGAAUAACAACGGUUUAGGAUUGGGGUUUCAGCAGUUGAACAAGGUUUCAGGAUUUAUGGGUAACAGGAUUCCUUUGAAUAAUAAUGAUCCAAUGGUGGGUCUUCAGUCUCCUUCCAAUUUGCCCUUGAACGUUAACGGGGUUCGAUCAUCCAAUCAGCAACAGAUGCAGAGUUCACAACAACAACAACAUCAACAUCAACAUCAUCAGCAGCAGCAUCAGAAUCAGCAGCAGCAGCAGAUAUUUCCUAAGCAGCCUGGUAUGAGUUAUGCAACUCAGAUGCCUCUGACGAGUAAUCAAGGAAUGAGGGGUGGACUUGUGGGACUUGGUGUGGAUCAGGGUCUGAAUGGUAAUCUCGUGCAAGGUGGAGGGAUUGGUAUGGUUGGUUUGGCACCUGGGACUGUUCAUGUUGCUACUGGGUCACCGGCUAACCAGAUAUCCAGUGAUAAAAUUGGAAAGAGUAAUGGUGAUACUUCUUCCAUAUCACCGGUUCCUUAUGUCUUUAAUGGUGGUCUGCGAGGGAGGAAGAACGGUGGAGCUGUUGAGAAGGUAAUUGAGAGGAGGCAGAGAAGAAUGAUAAAGAACAGAGAAUCAGCUGCUAGGUCGCGGGCUCGCAAGCAGGCUUAUACCAUGGAAUUGGAAGCAGAAGUUGCAAAGUUAAAAGAGGACAACCAAGAACUUCAGAAAAAGCAGGCAGAAAUCAUGGAGAUUCAGAAAAAGCAAGUUAAGGAAAUGAUGAAUUUGCAUCGAGAAGUCAAGAGAAGAUGCUUAAGACGAACACAAACUGGUCCAUGGUAGAUUGAAAAUUGGAUUAUGAUGCCACCGUUAAAAUAUAUGUACAUAUAUAAAAACGUAUUCUGCUGUAGAUUGAGGCUCUUGUAGUUUUUAGGUUAGCACACUUGAAAACUUUGAUGUCUUGCUUCUCUUUUGAACACCAUGUUGUAGUUAGGGAGUUUAGUGACAAUACCACGAGAAUAUGUUUCAGCACGUGUCCAUUUUCUUGCCACCAUUGGUUAGACAAUCUUCUUGUGCAGGAUCACUUUCACUGAAUUUGAUUCGGUGAGAGACUGUAGUGUUUUGUGUCCAAUGUAUGCACUUUACUUUCUUGCACUAUUCAUGAGAGUUUGAACUAGUGGUUUCGAGUUAUUUGAUCGCCCAUUUUGUCAU
Molecule: messenger RNA, 2336 nt
Organism: Gastrolobium bilobum
Lineage: Eukaryota; Viridiplantae; Streptophyta; Magnoliopsida; Fabales; Fabaceae
Product: bZIP transcription factor 46-like
Exons: 4
Coding region: 651-1967 (438 amino acids)
Biological process (GO): positive regulation of DNA-templated transcription
Cellular component (GO): nucleus
Molecular function (GO): DNA-binding transcription factor activity
Source: RefSeq, a predicted model, not a curated record